Maniola jurtina (meadow brown) is the source of this 2352-nucleotide messenger RNA. RefSeq names its product zinc finger protein 431-like. Lineage: Eukaryota; Metazoa; Arthropoda; Insecta; Lepidoptera; Nymphalidae. Bases 95 to 1129 code for a protein of 344 amino acids. The record is from RefSeq and is a predicted model, not a curated record. The transcript is spliced from 2 exons.
CGUGCCGAGGAAGACCAUCAGCGCUGCGGUUGCAAAUUCCGGACAGAAGAAAAAGGAAAAACCCAACGCCUUGAAAGGUGAAAGAGGCAAGCAUAUGGAUAACAUAACGACCCUGUUCAACCACACCAACGCCACGCCCUUGCGAUGCCAGAAAGACAUAGGCUACGGGUGUUGCUUCUGCGACAAGUUUUGUGAGAAACCUGCCGAACUAAAACAACAUACAAGACAAACUCAUCAGUCUGAUAUACACAAAAUCAUGAGAAAGAAAUCACUGAACCAUUACCACGUGAAACUGGAUAUAACUGGCUUGCAAUGCAAUGUAUGCAACACCAAAAUGGAUGAUUUAGACGCCAUGAUGCACCAUCUUCAACAACACAAGAAAGAUAUACAUUUGGAUAUAAACAACCAUAUAAUGCCAUUCAGCUUUGAAGGCGAUGAGUUCCGGUGUGUGAUGUGUAAAGAAGAAUUCAACAAAUUCAAGAAACUGACUGAACACAUGAAUAAACACUACAGGAAUCGGGUUUGCGAUGUCUGCGGCGCGGGUUUCAUCAACGACAAAUCUUUUCAAAUACACUCACAAGUGCACAAGAAAGGGGUGUUCGCUUGCAAAUUCUGUGGAAAGGUCUUCGAUACUUCGGUCAAGAAACGUUCCCACGAAUUAUCUGUCCAUGUACAUUGCCAGAUGGUCAGGAAAUGCGGGUAUUGCGAUAAGAAAUUCAAAUGUAGGAGGAGUAAAGAGAAGCAUAUCGCCAGUGAACAUGGAGUGCGAUUGAAGGAAAUCAAAUGCAAAUUGUGUGGCAAAGUCUACUUGACCGCGAACGCUCUAAGGGUUCACACAAGGCGAGACCAUUUGAAGGAACGCCCGUACGAAUGCCAGCUGUGCGGUUUUACAUCUUACGGGAGCAGCUGUUUGAGGAAUCAUAUGCUAAAGCAUACGGGGGUGAGGGAUUUCCAGUGCGAUAUUUGCUUGAAGUCGUACGCUAAGAAGAAGACGUUGAGGGAACAUUUGCGGAUACAUGCUGACGACAGGCGGUUUAAAUGCGAGUACUGUGGUCUGGCGUUUAUACAGAAGUGUAGUUUGAAGGGGCAUAUGCAGUCUAAACACAGAGAUUUGGUGCCGUCGGUUUAGUAAAGUUGUGUACUUCCACUUCAUGUGGUGAGGGUAGAUUGUUAAAACAUACGGGGGUGAGGGACUUCCAAUGCGACAUUUAUUUGAAGUCGUACGCUAAGAAGAAGACGUUGAGGGAACAUUUGCGGAUACAUGCUGACGACAGGCGGUUUAAAUGCGAGUACUGUGGUCUGGCGUUUAUACAGAAGUGUAGUUUGAAGGGGCAUAUGCAGUCUAAACACAGAGAUUUGGUGCCGUCGGUUUAGUAAAGUUGUGUACUUCCACUUCAUGUGGUGAGGGUAGAUUGUUAAAACAUACGGGGGUGAGGGACUUCCAAUGCGACAUUUAUUUGAAGUCGUACGCUAAGAAGAAGACGUUGAGGGAACAUUUGCGGAUACAUGCUGACGACAGGCGGUUUAAAUGCGAGUACUGUGGUCUGGCGUUUAUACAGAAGUGUAGUUUGAAGGGGCAUAUGCAGUCUAAACACAGAGAUUUGGUCUUGGCACCCUCAGUGUAAGGCUGCUUUUCCACCAGAGAUGUGCUAUGCUACGUUGCUAUGGAUGCGUUUGAUAUCCACCAAUCAUAUUCAUUCGUGCACAUAGCUUAGCACUGGUGGAAACGGAUUUAACUAAGAUAUGUUUUUUAUAUGGAAGGAUGCGUGCUAUGGGCCGUCGCGAGUGGUGUAGCCAUGUGCAGGCACGGCAGCACGCGUGAGCGCCUCUCUCACCGCGUCGCUCUCACCGCUUCCCUACUAUCGAUACAUCGCAUAGCUCGAGCUGCGCAUGUUUCUCGCGCAGCUACUUUGCGGCGGCGCAUCUUCAUAGCGCAUCCUCCUCGCACAGCUACAUAGCUUAGUAUUGGUGGAAACGGUCACAUAUUUUCGUAGCGUCUAUUUCACAUCUUCAUAGCAUAGCUGCAUAGCACAUCUCUGGUGGAAAGGCACCCUAAGGCCGAUUCACACCAAGCACGUACCUCUACACGUGAUACAUGCGUAGUAACGCGCGUAAACCCCUAACACCCGGUUACGCAUACGUCCACGUUGUACGCAAGCGGUGUGCCAUGUUUCAUACAGUUCCACACACAACACAAAUGGUAUGCGCUACGUCUACGCUUACGCAGCCUGUGUGAACGAGCUGUAAGGGAGAUGUGGCCUGGCAUGUCAAACGAUCACGAUGGUUCAUUCAAUCAGCCUGUUUGCGUUCACUGCUGGAUAUAGCCCUUCCCAAAAGCGCACCAGUACACAA